AUGAAAGCAAUCAUUCAUUCAUCCAUUCCGACCAAAGCAAAGCACGCAUUAUCAACAGCACGUUCUCAAUCGUCUUUGCCAUGCUCCUCUUCAAUAUUGCUCAAGCACAAUAGUAACAAGGGUAUACAACGAAAGUUUUCACAAUACAUUCAUCCAUUCGAUCUUAACUCGGCUACAACACAGUCAUCACCAUCCACGAAUACAAUUACCUCUUCUCCAGUUGCCAAUAAAUUGGAUCCAUCCAUCAAAUUGGACAAGAAGGUCCGAGGAAUUUAUUUUGAUUUUGGUGCUACCACCAUGAUGGAUCCUCGAGUACUGGAUUCCAUGAUGCCCUUCUUGACUGAAGUUUAUGGUAAUCCUCACUCCCGAACACAUGAAUAUGGGUGGGAUUCCGAGAGUGCUGUAGAAUUAGCAAGAAAACACGUUGCAGACUUAAUCGGAGCAUCUCCGAAAGAAAUUGUGUUCACGAGCGGAGCAACGGAAUCAAAUAACACAGCCCUCAAAGGCGUUGCUAGUUUUUACAAAGACAAGAAAAGACAUAUCAUUACGGUGCAAACCGAACACAAGUGUGUUUUGGAUACAUGUAGACAUUUAGAAGAGGACGGAUUUAGAGUUACAUAUUUACCAGUUCAGAGCAAUGGAAUUGUCGAUUUGGAAGCACUCGAAAAAGCCAUUACUCCCGAUACAGCUCUAGUCAGUGUCAUGAUGGUUAACAACGAAAUUGGAGUGAUUCAACCUAUCAAGGAGAUUGGUAAAAUUUGUCGAAAACACAAAGUCUUUUUGCACACUGACUGUGCUCAAGCUUUUGGAAAAAUUCCAAUCAAUGUUGAUGAUAUGAAUAUUGAUUUAAUGUCCAUUAGCGGCCACAAGAUUUAUGGACCAAAGGGCAUUGGUGCUUUAUACGUUCGAAGAAAGCAACCAAGAGUGAGAAUUCAUCCAAUUAUUAAUGGAGGCGGCCAAGAAGGUGGCAGACGAUCUGGUACUCUUCCAACACCGUUAUGUGUAGGAUUGGGCGAGGCAGCAAGAGUGGCAGCUGAAGAAAUGGAUAGAGACUACCAACAUGUUUCCGAAUUGUCACAACGUUUAAUUAACAAUUUAAGAGCCAAAUGUGAACACAUUGAACUCAAUGGUGACGAGAAACAAAGAUAUCCAGGAAAUGUUAAUAUUAGUUUUGCCUUUGUUGAAGGAGAAAGCUUACUAAUGGCAUUGAAUUCUGUGGCAUUGUCAUCUGGAAGUGCAUGCACAAGUGCUUCGUUGGAACCAAGCUAUGUUUUGCGUGCUUUGGGUGUGAAUGAAGAAUUGGCUCAUACUUCACUUCGUUUUGGUAUAGGUAGAUUUACCACCAAGGAAGAAGUUGAUUAUGUCGUAGAGAGAACUGCUUCAGAAGUGAUUCGAUUGAGAGAAGUGAGUCCUCUCUAUGAAAUGUUCAAAGAGGGUAUUGAUUUAUCAAAGAUCACAUGGAAUGAACACUAA
This is a messenger RNA of Naegleria fowleri, 1473 nucleotides long. RefSeq lists its product as uncharacterized. The transcript has a single exon. The record is from RefSeq and is a predicted model, not a curated record. The coding region runs from base 1 to 1473 and encodes 490 amino acids. Gene Ontology annotation, biological process: [2Fe-2S] cluster assembly. Gene Ontology annotation, molecular function: cysteine desulfurase activity; pyridoxal phosphate binding. Gene Ontology annotation, cellular component: cytosol; mitochondrion; nucleus. NCBI's taxonomy places the organism in Eukaryota, Heterolobosea, Eutetramitea, Acrasida, Naegleriidae.